Serpula lacrymans var. lacrymans S7.9 is the source of this 411-nucleotide messenger RNA. RefSeq lists its product as uncharacterized. Lineage: Eukaryota; Fungi; Basidiomycota; Agaricomycetes; Boletales; Serpulaceae. The record is from RefSeq and is a predicted model, not a curated record. The transcript has 3 exons. Bases 1 to 411 code for a protein of 136 amino acids.
AUGCAAGUUCACUUUUCUCAUACACAGAACAACAAAAGUGUUGAUACUGAGCAGUCUCAUUUCUCUGACAAUCAGAGCAGCAACUCAAAAUAUGUUGAUGCUGAUAUUCAAGCUAUAUCUCUGGAUAUUGAGAUUGAUGAUCCUGAUAGUGAUCAUGAGAGUAGUGAAGAGGCUAAAAACCAGGAUAUUUUGACAUUCUCUGAUCCUGAUAGUGGUGGUUUGGAUGAUGAUGCUAUUGCCACCAAUGAUAAUGGUGAGGAUGAUGAUGAGAUUAUUGGCAAUGCUGGUGACCUUCAAGGUGGAGGAGUUAACUAUAGUGUUAAUAACUCAAUACAAAAUUAUAAUACUAUUGGAAAUAGUCCCACUAUUCAAACAGACCUGCAGGCAAAACUAUUGGGUGAAUACAAGUGA